UCUAUCCCAACCUUAAUACCACAAACAACCUCACACCUAGGAUAUUCGGUUGUACAUCAUUUGUUCAUGUUCACAGUCAUAAUAGGGGAAAGUUGGAUCCGAGAGCAAUUAGGUGUAUCUUUGUGGGGUAUUCAUCAACUCAGAAAGGGUAUAAAUGCUAUCAUCAUCCUACCAAAAAGUUCUAUGUGUCUGCAGAUGUCACUUUUGAAGAAAGUAAACCAUUUUUUACUCAACCUUAUCUUCAGAGGGAGACAUCAUUUAUAAAAGAUAAGGAUAAAGACUUCUUUUUGCUUGACUUUUCAUCCUCCUCCAAAACAGUUUCACCCAUUAAUUCUUUUGAGCCUAAACCCAUUUCUUCAGAGUCCAAGUCAAACACUGAUUCUAAAUCUGAACUCAUUCCAAACAUAGAAGUUGUGACUAAGGAUAAUACUAUUCUUGAUUCUGUGAAAGAAUUACAGGUGUACUCAAGAAAGAAAGUUUCAGUUCUUGAACCAGUGUAAAUCCAAGAACCUGAUCCUAACUCUGGAAAUGAGAGAUGGUUGUGCCAGAGGUUGACAAAAAACUGCUUGAAGAACUGGAAGCAAUGGGUUUCCCUACUGCAUGAGCAACUCGUGCACUCCAUUUUUCUGGUAAGGCCACUUAUCAUUCUUCUUGAAGUGCUAUAGCUUACUUUUUUUUUCUUUUCUCACUUUCCUGCCAGGUUGUAAAUCUUAAUACUUUCUGUGUUGGAAUGUAAAUGUCAGGUUUUGAAUUUUGCCAUCUAAUAUUGUGUUUGCUGAAUGUUCAGCGCCAUGUUAAAAUGCUUUACCAGUUUAACGCCAUAAUCUACCAAUCUUUUCUUUACGUAAAGAUUAGUCUUAAAAAAGUGAAUUGUUUUCAAUUUCAAAAAGUGCAAUUGACUUGUUUCAGUAUUCUGUUAUAAAAUUUCUUGUACCAAUAAGGCCAACUAACAACUUUUUGCAAUUAACAUUCUUGAUUUUGAUACUACAUACCCAAAUAUGGAAAAAAUAAUGUGUUCAUCUAAAGUUUCAGACGGUGCAGAUAAAGGUGCGAGCUGAUGGAAUCUUUGUUGUUGUGUAAAUGUUGAAUUUCUCUUCUUCAGGUAAUACAAGCCUCGAGGCUGCUGUGAACUGGGUAGUUGAACAUGAGGCUGACCCAGACAUAGAUCAAAUGCCCAUGCUACCCGUCAACAAAAUUGUUGAGGCACCUAAACCUUCUCUUACACCAGAAGAGAUGAAGCUCAAAGCACAAGAGCUAAGGGAGCGGGCUUGGAAAAAGAAAGAAGAAGAGGAGAAGAGAAUGGAAAGAGAAAGGGAAAAGGAGAGGAUUCGAGUGGGCAAGGAGUUGUUGGAAGCAAAACGUAUUGAAGAAGAAAAUGAGAGAAAACGUUUGUUGGCCCUGCGAAAAGCAGAGAAAGAGGAAGAGAAAAGAGCUAGGGAAAAGAUUCGUCAGAAAUUGGAAGAAGACAAGGCAGAGAGAAGGCGGAGGCUUGGGCUGCCACCAGAGGAGCCUGCCACUGUGAAACCUUCUGCACCUGUUGUGGAGGAGAAAAAGAGCUCAUUGCCAAUUAGGCCUGCCACAAAGGCAGAGCAAAUGCGAGAGUGUUUGCGAUCUCUCAAGCAAAAUCACAAGGACGAUGAUGCCAAAGUGAAGAGAGCAUUCCAAACUCUGCUUACAUAUAUAGGAAAUGUGGCCAGGAAUCCGGAUGAGGAGAAAUUUAGAAAAAUUAGACUGAAUAAUCAAACUUUCCAGGAUAGAGUUGGUUCUUUAAAAGGAGGUAUCGAGUUCUUCGAGAUCUGUGGGUUUGAGAAAGUUGAAGGGGAUCAGUUCCUAUAUCUAUCAAGGAACAAGGUUGACAUGCAAGUGCUGAACUCAGCUGGAUCUGAGCUGAACUCUGCAACAAACAAUCCUUUUUUUGGGGUACUUUAAGUUGAAAACAGAUUCAUAAACUGUAGAGUGUUCUUUAAUUUCUUUUUUAUAUUUAAAGUUGUCAGGAUUUAAAUUGUAACUAGAACUAAAAGUGUAGUACUCUAUCAACAGUCAACGCGACUGUUAGCAAAUGUUCUUUAAUUUCAAUCUUAAAAAAAGGUAUACGUUUAU
This is a messenger RNA of Durio zibethinus, 2100 nucleotides long. The record is from RefSeq and is a predicted model, not a curated record. Lineage: Eukaryota; Viridiplantae; Streptophyta; Magnoliopsida; Malvales; Malvaceae.